Messenger RNA from Drosophila grimshawi, 1873 nucleotides. RefSeq names its product chromatin assembly factor 1 p55 subunit (gene Caf1-55). The record is from RefSeq and is a predicted model, not a curated record. Bases 337 to 1629 code for a protein of 430 amino acids. Gene Ontology annotation, cellular component: NuRD complex; ESC/E(Z) complex; nucleus. Gene Ontology annotation, biological process: regulation of gene expression. Gene Ontology annotation, molecular function: histone binding. The transcript is spliced from 3 exons. NCBI's taxonomy places the organism in Eukaryota, Metazoa, Arthropoda, Insecta, Diptera, Drosophilidae.
UUGCUAUCGAUGAGAUAUCCACACAUCUCUGUCGCAUCUAGCCGACGCGCUUGCAAAAAGGAAAAGAAAGAGAAAAUAUUUUUCUCACUUUGUGCAAGAAGUAAAUUUAUUACACGUGUUAGAAUACACACAACUGACUUGUCACAAUUUUAAGUGUGUUUUUAAGUAUAAUAUUUUCGACGAGAGUGCUUGUUUAAACAGCCGCGAAGCGUGUGAACUUUUGCCGACACCGCACACGCUUUUGCCGCCGCCGCCGCCGAUUUGUUGUUUUGGCGCCCGAAUUUGCGACGCGCAAAAUAAUUUGCGUGAAAAUAUAAUUUAGUUGUGUGCUUGAAAAUGGUAGAUCGUAGCGACAAUGCAGCGGAAUCCUUUGACGAUGCCGUCGAAGAGCGUGUGAUCAACGAGGAGUACAAGAUAUGGAAGAAGAACACUCCUUUUCUGUACGAUCUGGUGAUGACGCACGCACUGGAGUGGCCCUCGCUGACAGCCCAAUGGCUGCCCGAUGUCACCAAGCAGGAUGGCAAAGAUUACUCCGUGCAUCGAUUAAUAUUGGGCACACACACCUCGGAUGAACAGAAUCAUCUGCUCAUUGCCAGUGUCCAGUUGCCCAGCGAAGAUGCACAAUUUGAUAGCUCCCACUAUGACAAUGAGAAGGGUGAAUUUGGCGGCUUUGGCUCCGUGUGCGGGAAAAUCGAAAUUGAAAUCAAAAUCAAUCACGAGGGCGAGGUGAACCGUGCCCGCUACAUGCCGCAAAAUGCGUGCGUUAUUGCCACCAAAACUCCUUCGAGUGAUGUUCUCGUUUUUGAUUACACAAAGCAUCCCAGCAAACCGGAACCAUCCGGUGAAUGCCAGCCGGACUUACGUUUGCGUGGUCACCAAAAGGAGGGCUACGGUCUCUCAUGGAAUCCCAAUUUGAACGGUUACUUGCUCUCGGCCUCUGACGAUCACACCAUCUGUUUGUGGGAUAUCAAUGCCACGCCCAAGGAGCAUCGCGUUAUUGAUGCCAAGAAUAUAUUCACCGGCCACACGGCCGUCGUUGAGGAUGUUGCUUGGCAUUUGCUGCAUGAAUCGCUGUUCGGUUCGGUGGCUGAUGAUCAGAAGCUCAUGAUUUGGGAUACGCGCAACAACAACACCUCGAAGCCAUCGCACACCGUCGAUGCGCAUACAGCCGAGGUGAAUUGUUUGAGCUUUAAUCCCUAUUCGGAGUUCAUAUUGGCCACGGGCUCGGCGGACAAAACUGUCGCCUUGUGGGAUUUGCGCAAUCUCAAGCUGAAACUACAUUCCUUUGAGUCGCACAAGGAUGAGAUCUUUCAGGUGCAAUGGUCGCCCCAUAACGAAACGAUUCUCGCCUCCUCGGGCACCGAUCGUCGCCUACACGUUUGGGACUUAUCCAAAAUUGGCGAGGAGCAGAGUUCCGAAGAUGCUGAGGAUGGUCCACCCGAGCUGCUGUUCAUCCACGGUGGCCAUACUGCCAAAAUUAGCGACUUCUCGUGGAAUCCAAAUGAACCAUGGAUCAUCUGCUCCGUGUCCGAGGACAAUAUCAUGCAAGUCUGGCAAAUGGCCGAGAAUGUGUACAACGAUGAGGAGCCCGAGAUACCCGCCUCGGAUCUGGAAACCCACACUGCUUAAAGCAAUAUCCAUUCAAGUCUUUGGCAUAUGUUUCCUCUCCCAAUCCCCCAUCCUCCUCUCCCCUCUAUAAUAUAAAAGAAAACAUAUGUGUGAAAUUGUUUUUGGAAACAACACAAAGCCGGCUUAUCUGGCUGCGUGCACUCAUUUUAAUUUAUAUAUAUACAUUAUUUUAAAAUUAAUUAAGUUCAGAUUCAGUUUACAACAAAAAUCUUGCAUUAAAACGAUCUGAAGACCAACAAAUCAA